AGAAAUCUGUGUAUAGCACAUACAAUUUUUGUGUUUUGUCGAAAGUGAAAUUAAAAGUGGUACGUCUGCUUCGUCUACAACCAAAUUGCAAUGGACAAUUAUGAGAGGGCCAGGAAGCUGCAGGAGGAGGCGGGAGUUCCUCCCGGGGGCAUCAAGCGGUGCUGCUGCAACUGCAGGAGGAAGCUGGAUCCCUACCAACUGUUUGACGAUAAUGUGGAGGACAUAGCGAAGAGCCUGGCCCAGAUAAUGCUGAUCUGCGGCAUCAGCACAAGCAAAUCCUGCGCGGCCAGGUCGAUAAUCAAGAGGGCCUUCGUUUACCAUGAACGACUGCGCACCAACUGUCCACCAAACCCGGCUCCUGGGAGUCGCUUGAAUCGGGAGGACCUGCUGCAGGCUCUGCGCCUGAAGUGCGAAAUGGAACCGGUGGAGGCGAUGCUCACCUAUGCCAUCAUCAAGCGGGCCUUCAAGGCCUUCUACCACGGCAAGCCCCCGGUGACGAUCAGCAAUCCCAUAGUGGACGCGAUGGCGGUGCACACCCAACAUGCUGCCUGGAUGCAUGCCGCGCACAAGACCUCCAGGAUCUUCGACAACUACAAGGCGGCCUUCUUCUGGGCCCACAAGCACUACGAGAGGCAGAUCAAUCUGGUUUAUGCAGCGCUGUAUCAGCGGAUGACUACCAGAUCGGACCCCCUCCUGGUGCCGGGCUGUCCCUGCAAGGGCUGCUCCAAGCAGGAGGUUCCCGGACAUCCCAAGGCCGGCCAAAGGCAGAUGAUGAAGAUCAAGCUCUCGGAGGGUGCAGAUCUACCGGAACCCUGCAUCAUCUGUGGCUUGCAAGUUCCGCAAAUGGAUAAGGAGGUCAGGAUGAAGAAGCCACCGCGUCCGAUCAUCAACCAUGAGGUGAAUCUACCCAGAUGCCAGCAGUGCAAUUCGCCCUUCCUGAUCUGCGAGUGCAACAUCGAUCAGUUGACCGGCGAGCAGUUCGGCGAAUGCGGCCAGGACUCCUACAAGGUGAAGUGGUAUCGUCUGGAGGAACCAGUGCCCAUUUCCCAACCCGUCUCCCGACCGCUUGGCAAAGAGGAGCAAGAUACCAGCUAUGAGGAGGCUGUGGAACCCCCAGAGGACUGGGACAAUCACCAUUGUCCCAUCGACUGCAAGCACGACUCCUGCAGCGAGUCCUCGAAUGUUUGCCACAGCACUUCUUCCUCUGCAUCUUCGGGCAGUGACUUUGCCACCUGCUCCGAUGGCUUGGACAAGGAGGAGGAUAUUGUGGCCAAGCUGGAGGAUUACCUCAACAAACUGUGGGCCGAGGAGGUGGCCCAGAAGAGGAAUCCGUCGUAUGUGCCGAGAACGAUUAAUCCUCCUGGUCCGAAGUGUAUGAAGUGCAACGACUAAUUUUCGAGUUUGUCCGUUUGAAUUUUGGCUAUAUAAAUUAUUGAGUGAUGAAAAGAUAUAAGUGUUAUACUU
Molecule: messenger RNA, 1464 nt
Organism: Drosophila mauritiana
Lineage: Eukaryota; Metazoa; Arthropoda; Insecta; Diptera; Drosophilidae
Exons: 1
Coding region: 91-1392 (433 amino acids)
Source: RefSeq, a predicted model, not a curated record